AUAAAUUAUUGGUUACAGGUUAACAUGUUGGCAACGUUGGUAAUUGUUGAUUUCGGUGUUAUAUGUUCCAUGUCAGUAAAAUUAUAAAAAGAAGAAAUAAUUAUCCAGCCACCUAAAUACUUCAUCAGGAAAAUAAUCAGAAGAAGAACGAGUAAAAUCAAAACAAAUGGUGUGUUUCCGGUUAAUUUUUUGUUUAGGUCCUAGUUUUUUAUCAAAUUUUUUUAUAACUUACUGAAUUCCGAAUAAAAUCUUCAUUUAGAAUAGAAAGGUCCAACUGUUAUCGAGUUACUUAAAUUAAAAAAAAAUGGCAAUUCUACCACCAGACCCCGUUUUUUGCUUCAGAGAAGACAUGGGCCAUGUACACUGUUUAAGUUUUUGCGUUCGUAGUUCUAAUUUUGUUUCGCAUAUUUUGGCUGGAACUGAAAAGGGUACCGUGUAUUUUUGUGAUUUAGAGACCAAUCGGAUGCAGCAUAAGCAAGAAAUGGGCGAAUCAAUACAAUCACUACAUAGUUUUGAUUUCAAAAUUAUCACCCAAGAAAAAGAAGGUAUAUUAAAAUUAUGGUCAGUUAAAAAAAGUUCCUAUCAAGUCGACAGAACCCAUAAAUGCGCCCCCGGUUUUGGCAGAAGUAUAUUAGUCGAAGAAGCUUUGUUCGUUCCUCAAGAAAAUAGUUGUGUGGAUGUUAUAGACCUUGAUAAUUUUGAAAAAAUUAAAAAACUGUCGCCUGAGAGGGAAAAUUUGGGCAGCGUCAUGGCUUUGGAACAAGUUAUUAUUGGUAAUACUACUUGUAUCAUGGCUGGAUAUGAAACAGGUGAUGUAAUUUUAUGGGACAUGAACACAUUCCAGCCCUGCGGGCACAUCAAACUUCAAGAUCAAUUGACUUCAUUAACAUUUGAUUCAUUAACAAAAACAGGCGUGGCUGGCGGUGCUUCCAAUUUUUUACAAUUAUUUACUAUCAACACCUCGUAUGAAUUUGCUGUUAAAUUGGAACUAUCUAUCACAAAUAAAGGUUGUAGUAUUGUAAAACUACGUCCCGAUAGAAAGAUUCUAGUCGCAGGAUGUUGGGAUAGCAAAAUAAGAUUGUUUUCUUGGAAAUCCCUAAGGAUUUUGGCCGUUUUGGCUGAGCACAAAGAAUCUAUAACGGACGUCAAAUUUUCUCCGCUACCUGUAAAUUAUUGGAAAUCUAAUAUAAUGGCCGCCAGUAGUUCCGAUGGAGUCAUAAGUUUAUGGAAUGUGUAUAAUUAAAUUUCUGAGGCGUAGAUAUGUAAUAAAAAAAAACUGAUGUCUUAAAAAAUUAAUAAUUACUACAUUUUAUUCAAUAAUUUAAUAAUUACCUUUUAAAAUAACGAAUGAGCUUCAAUACAGC
Psylliodes chrysocephalus is the source of this 1364-nucleotide messenger RNA. Lineage: Eukaryota; Metazoa; Arthropoda; Insecta; Coleoptera; Chrysomelidae. The record is from the annotation of a GenBank genome assembly.